AUGGGGGAGCUACCCAAAGCCUGGGGAAGGGGAGUCAGUGCAGGAGGUGACUGGAGCCGCGGCGGCAGCGGCAGCAGCUGCGGUGGCGGCGCUCUCAGCCGCGGCAGCCGAGGCUGCAGCCCGGCCCAGGGCGGCGCAGCGGACAAUAACCGGGCUGGGAACCUAACCGGGCCGGACCCCACUGUGAUGCUUCCUGAGUGAUCAUGUUGUAACAGUGCCUGGAAGCCUGAGGCUGCAUUUCCAGCUGGGCAUACCUCAGUCGUCCACAUCAUCAUGGAGACCCGAAAGGAUGAAGCUGCUCAGGCCAAGGGAGCUGCAGCCUCUGGGAGUACUCAUGAACAAAUGGCAGAAAAAGGAGCCAAGAACAAGGCAGCCGAAGCGACAGAAGGACCAACUUCAGAGCCAUCUUCAUCCGGCCCAGGUAGGCUGAAGAAAACUGCCAUGAAACUCUUUGGUGGCAAGAAGGGUAUCUGUACUCUGCCUAGUUUCUUUGGAGGGGGACGGAGCAAAGGUUCUGGGAAAGGCAGCUCCAAGAAAGGUCUCAGCAAGAGCAAGACCCACGAUGGCCUGAGUGAAGCAACCCAUGGCUCUGAAGAUGUUGUUAGUGAAGGAACUGGCUUCUCCCUGCCUUUGCCUGAGUUACCCUGCCAAUUUCCCAGCUCUCAGAGUGCCCAUGGGGCUUUGGAGACAGGCUCCAGAUGUAAGACGUCUGUGGCUGGAACCACAGAGAAAGCUGGGGCUGAGAAGGUUCCCUCUAUGUCCAAGCCAAAGAAAGGUCUAAAAGGCUUUUUUAGCAGUAUUCGCCGUCAUCGGAAGAGCAAGGUCACUGGGGCUGAGCAAAGUGAGCCAGGGGCUAAGGGGCCUAAGAAGGCCAGAGCCAGGCCUCAUGAGCACGUGAGCUCAGUCCCUUGGGUGUCCUGCUCUGAGGAGACCUUCCAAGUCCCUAGAAAGGAAAAUGCUACCCCUCAAGAUGUCCCUGGGCCAAAAAUUUCUCCAACACCAGAGCCUUCUCCACCAGCUACUGAGACAGUGGCCUGUAAAGAUCCAGAAAAACCCAUGGAGGCCUGUGCCUCAGCACAUGUGCAACCCAUGCCUGCGCCUGAAGCCAGUAGCAUAGAGGAGCCCCAUAGCCCAGAAACAGGGGAGAAGGUGGUAGCAGGAGAGGUAAACCCACCCAAUGGCCCUGUGGGUGACCAGCUGAGCCUCUUGUUUGGGGAUGUGACAUCCCUGAAAAGCUUUGACUCAUUGACAGGUUGUGGUGACAUUAUAGCAGAACAGGACAUGGACAGUAUGACAGACAGCAUGGCCUCUGGGGGCCAGAGAGCAAACCGAGAUGGGACCAAGCGAAGUUCCUGCCUGGUGACCUACCAAGGAGGUGGAGAGGAGAUGGCCUUGCCAGAUGAUGAUGAUGAGGAGGAAGAAGAGGAAGAAGAGGUGGAAUUAGAGGAGGAAGAAGAGGAGGUUAAGGAGGAGGAAGAAGACGAUGACUUAGAAUACCUGUGGGCAACUGCCCAGAUGUAUCCAAGGCCCAAUAUGAACCUGGGUUACCAUCCCACCACAUCCCCAGGCCACCACGGUUGCAUGCUCCUUGACCCAGUUAGGCCUUAUCCUGGCCUAUCUCCUGGGGAACUUCUGACUCCUCAGAGUGACCAGCAAGAGUCUGCCCCCAAUAGUGAUGAAGGUUAUUAUGACUCCACUACACCUGGAUUUGAGGAUGAUUCAGGUGAGACCCUGGGGCUUGUCCGCAGGGAUUGUUUGCCCCGAGACAGCUACAGUGGAGAUGCCCUAUAUGAGUUUUAUGAGCCAGAUGACAGUCUUGAGAACUCUCCACCUGGGGAUGACUGCCUUUAUGACCUCCAUGGUCGAAGCUCUGAGAUGUUUGACCCCUUCUUGAACUUUGAGCCCUUUUCUUCCUCCCGGCCACCUGGGGCAAUGGAGACAGAGGAGGAACGGCUAGUGACCAUCCAGAAACAGUUGUUGUAUUGGGAGCUUCGUCGGGAGCAGCUUGAGGCCCGGGAAGCACGUGCCCGAGAAGCUCAGGCUAGGGAGGCCCACACCAGGGAGGUCUAUACUCGAGAAGCUCAUGGCAAGGAAGCCUAUGCCAGGGAGGCCCACACUUGGGAAGGUCAUGCCAGGGAGGCCAGAACCCGAGAAGCCCAGGUCCGAGAGGCUCGUUCUAGAGAGGCUCAAGUCCGAGAGGCCCAGAUCCGACAAGAGAAGCCCAUCUUAGAGUAUCAGAUGAGGCCGUUAGGCCCAUCAGUGAUGGGCCUGGUGGCAGGGGUAUCAGGGGCCUCGCAGAUUUCCCACCGGGGAAUUACCUCAGCUUUCCCCACCACUGCGAGCAGUGAGCCAGACUGGAGGGACUUCCGUCCUCUGGAGAAGCGUUUUGAAGGAACCUGCUCCAAGAAAGAUCAAAGUACCUGCCUGAUGCAGCUCUUCCAGAGUGAUGCCAUGUUUGAGCCAGAUGUGCAAGAAGCAAAUUUUGGAGGAUCUCCCAGGAGGGCCUACCCUACCUAUUCACCCCCUGAAGAUCCAGAGGAAGAAGAGGUUGAGAAGGAAGGGAAUGCCACUGUGAGUUUCUCACAGGCGCUGGUAGAGUUCACCAGCAAUGGGAACCUCUUUUCCAGCAUGUCCUGCAGCUCUGACUCUGACUCAUCUUUCACUCAAAACCUCCCUGAGCUGCCUCCCAUGGUGACCUUUGACAUUGCUGAUGUGGAACGGGAUGGGGAAGGCAAGUGUGAAGAGAAUCCUGAGUUCCACAAUGAAGAAGAUCUUGCAGCCUCCUUGGAAGCCUUUGAGCUGGGCUACUAUCACAAGCAUGCCUUCAACAACUACCACAGUCGAUUCUAUCAAGGCCUGCCCUGGGGUGUGAGCAGCCUCCCUCGAUACCUAGGACUUCCUGGCAUGCACCCUCGACCUCCACCUGCUGCUAUGGCCCUCAACAGGAGAAGCCGCUCCCUCGACACUGCAGAGACCCUGGAGAUGGAGCUCUCCAAUUCCCACUUGGCCCAGGGCUACUUGGAGUCUGAUGAACUUCAGGCCCAGCAGGAAGAUUCAGAUGAAGAAGAUGAAGAGGAGGAAGAAGGAGAAUGGGGCCGAGACAGUCCCCUUUCCCUCUAUACUGAACCCCCAGGGGCCUAUGAUUGGCCUUCUUGGGCUCCUUGUCCUCUUCCAGUGGGACCAGGCCCUGCCUGGGUAAACCCCAACCAGUUGGACAGGCCUUCCAGCCAGUCUCCAUAUGGGCAGGCAACCUGUUGCAUACCUCCUAUGACCACGUCAAUGUCGCUAUCAGUGCCAGAGUCGAGAGCACCUGAGGAAUCCGGGCCUCAGCUAGCUCGUCCCUCACACCUACACCUGCCCAUGGGCCUUUGUUAUAACCUCCAGCCACAGGCCUCCCAGAGUAUGAGGGCCAGGCCUCGAGAUGUGCUGCUGCCUGUUGAUGAGCCCAGUUGCUCUUCAAGUUCUGGAGGCUUCAGCCCCAGCCCUCUGCCCCAGGCCAAGCCUGUGGGCAUCACCCAUGGCAUUCCUCAGCUGCCCAGGGUCCGGCCUGAGCACCCCCAGCCUCAGCCCACUCACUAUGGGCCUUCCAGCCUUGACCUAUCAAAGGAGAGUCCCGAGCAAGGUGCCUCUCUUGCCACCAGCUACUCCUCCACUGCCAUGAAUGGAAAACUAGCCAAGUAGUUAUCAAUUCUGGAGUGGGGGCACAGGGCCUGAGCAUGUGAAUGGGGAUCAGGGGU
Messenger RNA from Saimiri boliviensis boliviensis (Bolivian squirrel monkey), 3737 nucleotides. It is a transcript of the gene AMER1, whose product is annotated as APC membrane recruitment protein 1. The record is from RefSeq and is a predicted model, not a curated record. Gene Ontology annotation, biological process: regulation of canonical Wnt signaling pathway. NCBI's taxonomy places the organism in Eukaryota, Metazoa, Chordata, Mammalia, Primates, Cebidae. Gene Ontology annotation, molecular function: beta-catenin binding; phosphatidylinositol-4,5-bisphosphate binding. Gene Ontology annotation, cellular component: plasma membrane.